Messenger RNA from Gallus gallus (chicken), 5621 nucleotides. It is a transcript of the gene FGL1A, whose product is annotated as fibrinogen like 1A. Gene Ontology annotation, biological process: negative regulation of T cell activation; regulation of immune response. The transcript is spliced from 10 exons. The record is from RefSeq and is a predicted model, not a curated record. NCBI's taxonomy places the organism in Eukaryota, Metazoa, Chordata, Aves, Galliformes, Phasianidae. Bases 367 to 1308 code for a protein of 313 amino acids.
GGGAAGGGACCUGGAAUUCUUUGCAUCAGCUUAAGAAGGUCUAACAGCUUUGCGUUCUUUCCAGAGGAUAAAGGUUUGAACGUCAAAUCAGUAGAUGUCCUUUUCGCAGACAGAUUCUCAGGUUUGCCUGUAAAGAAGGCCCAGACACAGAAGUGCAAAUAUCUUCAGAGCUAUCCUGGCCUCUCAAUGAAUCUGCUGUGAUUGUAAUUGUGGGAUCAGAUAACCACAGAAAUUUAUAUCCAGUGAGAAACUGGCUCAAAGAUACAGGGUACUUCAAGAUCCAGUGCUAUUCAUGCUUAUUGAUCUCUUCUGGGUCUCUCCGCCGGGCAGUUACAAAAGCAGAGGAACAAUGCUAGCUUUGAAAGAAUGAAGAUUUUGAUAGUGAUUGAUUUUCUCCUUGCAGCUAGCCUGACAUCUGCCACUAGGAGCUCUGAUCUACAGAACUGUUUUCAAGAGCAGAUACAACUUCAGGCCCAGGUGAGACUUCUGGAACAUCGUGUGAAACAGCAGCAGUUAAAAAUUAUACAGCUUUUAGAGAAGAAAGAGAUACAGUACAGAGACAGAGGAGAUGAAAACAGUGUCAUUGACUUGGGAGGAAAAAGACAGUAUUCAGACUGUGCAGAAAUCUACAAUGAUGGCCACAAGAAAAGUGGAUUUUAUAAGAUGAAACCUACCCAGAGUCCUAAUGAAUUCCUGGCCUUCUGUGACAUGUCUGAAGGGGGUGGUUGGACUGUUUUUCAGAGACGUUCUGAUGGCAGCCAGGAUUUCAAUAGAGACUGGACUGACUAUGAAGAAGGCUUUGGAAAUUUUGUUUUGACUAAUGGUGAAUAUUGGCUUGGAAAUAAGAACCUUCAUUACUUGACUAAUCAAGGAAACUAUACUUUAAGAAUUGAUCUAAGUGAUUUUGAAGGAGAACGGCGUUAUGCACAAUAUACAAGAUUUGGAGUUGCAGAUGAAGAGCACUCCUAUCAGAUGAGCUGUGGUGAAUACUCUGGUACAGCUGGUGAUUCCCUAACUGGGGGAUUUCAUCCUGAAGUAAAAUGGUGGGCUGAUCAUUGCGGAAUGAAAUUCAGUACUAGAGACAGGGACAAUGACAACUAUGAAGGCAACUGUGCUGAAGAGGAAAAGGCUGGCUGGUGGUUUAACAGGUGUCACUCAGCCAACUUGAAUGGUUUGUACUACAAAGGCCCUUAUACUGCAAAGACAGACAAUGGCGUAGUUUGGUAUACUUGGCAUGGGUGGUGGUAUUCUCUGAAAUCUGUUGUAAUGAAGGUCAGACCAGCACACUUCAAACCUAAUAUUGUUUGAAUAUUUUACUAAGGUUUAUCUUUUAGCAAAUCAAUCCAAAGUAAAACAGAUGGGCUAUUAUCUAUGUCUAUAUAAAUCUAGAGUAACUCCUCUAUAUUUAAUAGUUUUCUGAGCUGUAAAUGAGAAGAUAAUCUGGUUUAUGAAUCCAUAUGAACAAAUACUACUGCUAAUGUGUCUAGAGGAUUUUUUUUUUUAAGGCACAGUUUGCCUAGGAGAAAGGAUAUCUUUAUCAACAUGAAGAAUUUGUCUUGAAAGGUAACUAGAAAUCCUUUUACUUAAUAGUAAAAAAUGUAUUGUCACUUAUGUCUCAAGAAUUAAAAUGGAUUGUAUUGCACCCAAAAAGGCAAUUUAAAUAGAACAUUAGUUUGGUUUCCUUGUGGAAAUAGAUUCUUCAGAACUGUAGCAAUUGGACAGAUCAAUGCAAUGGGAAAGGCAUACAACAAAGGUGUGACGAUGGAAGGACUGGCAUGAUAGAAAGGUGCUAUAAAGGAAGGGAAGAAGAUUGCUCACCCAUAUCAGAAGAUUCUAGGUUCACAGGGCAAAGCUUCACAGAGAAGGGAUCUCCAGGAAGAGAUCCUUCCACAGUGGCAGUCAGCCCUUAGAUGAGGUCUAAGAGAGGUGCAGCCAGGCUCCACCCCUUCUGAUUGCACAGCAGAACUGCCUUCACCUGUGCUCUCAGGGCUGACCGGGUCCUUUCCCCAGGUGCUCAAUCAGUGGUUCAGGUGUGACUCAACAGUUCCCCAUACAAGAACAAAUCAAGGCUUUAGAAAUAAGUUGUAAGUUCCUCCAGUUCAUUUGUUGCAUGUGUUUUGUACAUAGCAUGCAUAAAAAGCAUAAAGAAUGAGGCAGGAAACUGGAGGAAAAGAUGGGAUGCCACCAGCCAAGAAUCAGUUGAUUUUCUAGAGAUGGUCACAUCACUUCAAUCUAACAUUUUUUGAUGGUUAGCAAUUCUGCCAUUCUUCUUUUGGUAACCAGAUAGAUAUUGUGGACAUUAACAUAUUAACACCUUUACCAAAAGGUUGCUACUAUUUUUAAUGUAAGCUAUGCUUUGAGUGUAGACCAUCAUAAUGCACGUCUAGAGGGAAUUGUGUUUCACAUGCAAUCUAAAAAUCUGGCAUUGAAAGGUUCUUAGUGCUUGACUCCAUAAAACCUUUCUUUCUUUACGUAUUUGUUAAUCUCCACAACUCACAGUUUGAAUGCUCUUUUCAGUCACUUCUAAGUUGUUUUUUUUUUUUUAAUGCUUACAAGCUUCUUUUUUCUCAGUUCUUCUCUUGGCAAUCUGGCCCUUUCCUGUUCUCAAGUUACAGAUCCAUGUUGCUUCAGCAUAAAUACCUCCUCCUUCUUCACUUAUGAGAAUGCUAAUGAUAUCCUUCAGCUAAGUGAAUACUUCUCUCACAUUCUGAUGUAAAAUUUUACUCCUUUUCUCUAUUGGAUAUCAUAAAACUAAAGAGGAACAGAUCUUUCUUUGCACAUUUUAAAAUGCAUUUGUGUGUUUAUUUGGACUGGAUACUCUUCAGGACAAGGACUUUGACAUCGCAGCUGUUUGAAAAGCACCUCGCAUACUGCUAGCAGCACACAAAUACAAUAUUUAAUUUCUACCAUCUCUCUGUGGCCUUUCCUCAUGCAGUGGAUCUUCUUGGCUAAAUGAAAGACGUGUAAGAUGUAACUCAAAAUGAUCAUAAUUAUUCUCAAAUAUACAAACUCUUUAUUUUCAAAGUUACUCAAGAAGAGAGUAUGGCUUAGAAGAGAAACCACAAGCAUUCUUUUAUCUGCCUGGCACGGGCUGUUGGUAAUUAUUUAUUUCCUUCACAGGUAUGAACUUGUUCUAGAGGAAUCAUUAUUCUUACACGAUAGUAGAAUAAAGGCCAGCUUUUUUUUUUUUUGAGGCAUUAGACAGAACAACAUAGUAACUCCCAAAUAGCUGAAAAUGAAUACAUACCACUUGAUAUAAGUCUUACACCCCUAAAGAAAAGGAAUAAGAAUGGAGGAUAUAACAAGUAAAAUAUUUUGCCAGUGAUGAUUUAAUAAUGAACAUAUACACAGCUACCUACAAUCUGAUCAGAAGUGCACCUUCUUGUGAUAUAUGUUCAAGAAAAACUCAGUUGUAUUUUCAACUGUCUUUGUUUCCUUCCAUUCACUAAACAUUUUGGAGAUAAAAACAACAAAAAUCUUAAUCUCAAGAGAAUUAAAUGAAUGGUUCAAGACCCUUUUAUUCUAUAAUGCUUGUUUCUGAACGUCCAGUGUGCACUAGCAAAGAGCUGAGACACUAAAAUCUGGCCUACUUAUUUCCAGUGGAAACUUCUCUUCAGCUAUACUGCCUGCAUUCCCAAAUCUGUUAUUCCCAACACCAAUUCUUGAACAUCAUUUUUAAGUAUAACGUUCUGUUCUGUCAAAGCUACUUUUCAUUGCUGUUAGAAAAAUGGUAUGCCCAGUGUACAAUCAACAAAUAUACAAUCAGCAAAGUGGUGCAAUUAGGCUGGUAUUUUACAGGUCAUGACUAGAAAGAUUAUCAUGGUGGAAAGGGAGAAUCAGAAAUAAAUGAAAAUGCUCACCUGUAUCAUACACGCACAGAAAAACUCCAAAGUGAGCAAUCUCCAGGAAGAGAUCCUUCCCUACUGGCAGUCACCCCUUAAAUGGGGUCUAGGAGAGGUGCAGCCAGGCUCCAUCCCUUCCGGUCACACAGCUGAAUUGCCUUCACCUGUUCUCUCACGGCUGACUCAGUGCUUGCCUCAGGUGAUCAAUCAGAGGUUCAAGCCGUGAUUCAACAGUUCCCACAAAGCCAGAAAGACAGAUCAAACUACUACUUGCUAGGUUUAUCGUGUUUCUUUAAUUUACUUCUCAUAAGAUCAGAAAGAAUGAAACUUAAAGUUUGAAUACUUUCUUUUUCUUUUUUUUAAGCUUCAGCAGUGGGUUCUCUUUCGCACUUGUGAAAGAAGUACUAAGAGCAAAGAAAGUAUCAAGGGAAGUAUUCCAUAUCUAGAUUUUCAAAAGUUUCCACUUGUUUCUGUCUUAUUUUCUUGUUGCUAUAACUGUAUAACUGCUUAGAAAGCAAAAAAAACCCCAGAGCUGUUCAAAACUAGGAUUUUCCUCAGAGUGUAUCUGAGAACAGGGAAACUAGCAGUGUUUUAAGCAUUUAGCCAAACUCCAUAUGCAAUAGAGAGAGAAUUUAAAUGUACAAAGAGAAACACUACAAUGUUUGUUCAUCUUCAUAAGUAGAGUAAAUAAAACUUGACAGUGAUGGUGGCUUGAAAACAUAGUAUUUCAUCCAAAAUCAUCCUUUCCAAGUCCCUGUGGCCCAUUUCAACCUUUGUUUAGUGCAGGAUGAAAGCCAGCUUGUCAUUGCUACGUGUUCAGUUAACUAAGGCAAUUCCUCUUAAUCCAACCCUAAUGCUAAACAGAUUGCAUCAGAAAUAUAAUAUUUAUCCAAAUAUUGAUUAAACAACCCUGGGGCCAAAUUCAUGCAUUUGGUUGCUUACAAAAGAACUGAUGCAUAGCCCUUGCAAAAAGAAAAACCCAACCCUGUAGCUUGCUCUUUUCUGCCCUUCUUCAGCAAUUCAUAGUAAUUGUCUGUUUAUUUUGCUUGCCUCCUGUUGAAUCUAAACUUCCUUUAUUUCUUCUUUUCUUAAUGAUAAUCAAAUAUUUAAUCUCACCCAUUAGUCGUAACUUGCAUACACAACUGGUGAAUACCUGGUCUCAAGGAACCUGGGUAACACUGAGGUUCUGCAGAAGCUGAGCAAAGGCUUUGAGGUGCUAAAUGGUGCACCUAAGGAACCAAAAAUGGCAAUUAGGUCUCUAAGACGUUGUGGGAAUCAAUGUCCAGUCUCAUUUAUAACUAGAUGGGACAGUAUUUAUUGUACUGAGAGUAUCCACCCAGCACCGUGGCCAUGAAGAUAAGCAGAUUCCUCUUAGAAGUAUGUUGUUCUCACAAAAGAUUACCUGAAUUUUAGUGCUUCUAAUUUUGUUGUCCUGAGCUGAAGGUCCCCAAGUAAAUAUAUUGCCAGAAGAGCUACAUGGCUGGCUAUUUCUUCAACAUAAUGGUCCAUAACAAAUCAGCUGAACGAAGACAAGUGACAGCAGAAAGACUUUUAUGUUAGUGAUAUCCUGCACUAGAUGGUGCUCUGUUCAUGUUGUAUUUUCUUAAGUAAUACUACGUUUGUAAACUAGUGCUAACACUUCUCCCCAUUAAGUUAUGUAAAUAAUUAAGUUACAGGAAAACAAAUCAAAGAUGUUUAAGUUUUAGUCUGUUAACUCACUUUUGAAAUCAUGUAUUAGUUCCCAAUGUUACGUAAAUACAAUAAAAAUACAGAAUCUAA